UUUACCAAAUCGUACUACAUUUACCAUUAAGAUGGACAAGCAAUUUCAAGAUGGAAGUAAUUAUCCAAUAUUCUUGGACAACAACGAUAGUCUGGGGCAUUUUCGACAGCGGUUUUACUUGAAGAAGAACAGCAUUUACAUGUGCGGGAACUCGUUGGGACUAGCAUCAAAGGACGCAGAAGAAUCUAUACUAAACGUUUUGGAUAUGUGGAAAGAAGAAGGCAUCAAAAUUUGGAAUGUAGAAGAGAACAAAUACCAUCUAUAUUCAAUACAUUUAGCCAUACUAAUGGCGGAGAUGGUGGGCGUCGACGGUGAUGAAAUAGCCGUGACUGCUUGCACUACCGUUAAUAUUCACCAAGCGGUUAGCACAUUGUACAAACCAACUAACGAUAGAUACAAAAUACUUGUAGACGAUAUCAAUUUUCCUACCGAUCGAUACGCCAUUGAAAGCCAAGUCAAAUUAAGAGGAUACGAAAUAGAGGAUGCAGUUAAAAUUGUUAAAUGCAAAGGAAAAUUUAUCGACGAGGACGAUGUUAUCGAAGCAAUGACUCCAGACGUUGCAUUGAUCUUGUUGCCGACAGUAUACUACAGAUCAGCGCAAAUUUUAGAUAUGAAAAAGAUAAGUGAAGCGGCCAAGAAAAGGAAUAUCAUUAUAGGAUGGGACUUAAGUCAUGCUGUUGGCUCCGUCGACGUCAACUUAAAAGAAUUGGAUAUAGAUUUUGCUGUUUGGUGCACGUAUAAAUAUCUGAACGGUGGUCCAGGUUCGACAGCAAGCUUAUACAUAAACAGGAAACACUUCCAUCAGGUCCCAGGUCUGGCUGGUUGGCAUGGUAACAAGGCAGAGACCCAAUUCAAAUUACUCCAAAAAUUCGAGCACAGACACGACGCCACUGGUUGGCAGAUUGGAACACCGCACCUUUUAUCGAUGGCAGGACUCGAGGGCUCCUUGAAAUUGUUCCUAGAAGCUGGUCUGAAGAAUAUUAGGAAGAAAUCUCUCCACAUCACCGCGUACUUGAUGUUUCUAGUAGACACCAAGUUAUCUGGUUACGGGUUUACCAUUGGUAACCCAAGGGACGACGAGAGGAGAGGGGGACACGUGUGUUUAGAACACGACGAGAGUUACAGGAUCUCAUUGGCGUUGAAGGCUCGAGGUGUCGUUCCAGAUUUCAGAGAUCCGAAUGUCAUUCGUUUGUCACCCACCGCCUUGUAUACGAGUUACGAAGAGGUCUAUAGAUUGGUUGAUAUCUUACUGGACAUCGUUCGGAAUGAGUCUUAUAAGGAGAUUAGUGACGCAAGAAAUAUGGUUGUUUAAUUUUUCUAUAUUUAUUCAUUAAGGGCUUUACUUUUAAAUUUUAUUUAGUCAUUGGAGUACAGGAGUGAAAUGACUGCUGUCUUCUAAGCUU
Molecule: messenger RNA, 1403 nt
Organism: Nymphalis io (European peacock)
Lineage: Eukaryota; Metazoa; Arthropoda; Insecta; Lepidoptera; Nymphalidae
Gene: Kynu
Product: kynureninase-like
Exons: 1
Coding region: 32-1312 (426 amino acids)
Biological process (GO): NAD+ biosynthetic process
Cellular component (GO): cytoplasm
Molecular function (GO): pyridoxal phosphate binding; kynureninase activity
Source: RefSeq, a predicted model, not a curated record